AGAGAGAAAAAGAGAGAGGGGGGAUACAUAGAGGAAAAAGUUAGUGGGUGAAAUCUCGGUAAGAAGUUUAAUCUUUUUUUUGCAGCCAACUUUUUUUUUUAAAGCAAGAACAACAGCAACACUAAGCUACAGCAAACAAACUACAGGUUGUAAAGUAGAUAAAGAAGUAGCUGGAUAACAUUUACUACUUCUUUAAAAAGACACAUUAUGUCGACGGGAGCUUUGUACAACGACCAAGGAGGAGCAGAGGCAGCGAUAGAAGCUGGGCAGGAGAGCACACCGACCACCUCCAGCAACUCCGGAGCAGCUUUUGGACUCUUUAGCUCCGACUUUAAAAAGAAUGAAGACCUUAAAGAAAUGUUGGAGAGCAACAAGGAGUCGCUUAAACUGGAGGCCAUGAAAAGAGUUGUUGGGCUGAUCGCCAAAGGGAAAAAUGCAUCCGAGCUGUUUCCCGCCAUUGUGAAGAAUGUCGCGAAUAAGAACAUUGAGCUUAAGAAGCUCGUUUAUGUGUACCUGGUGAGGUAUGCAGAGGAGCAGCAGGACCUGGCUUUACUAUCCAUCAGCACCUUCCAGCGAGCCCUCAAGGACCCAAACCAGUUCAUCCGGGCCAGCGCACUGAGGGUCCUCUCCAGUAUCCGCGUCCCUAUAAUCGUCCCCAUCAUGAUGCUGGCCAUCAAGGAAGCUGCAGCUGACUUGUCCCCGUAUGUCAGGAAGACGUCUGCCCACGCUAUUCAGAAACUCUACAGCCUUGACCCAGGCCAGAAGGAGGAACUGAUCGAAGUGAUUGAGAAACUGUUGAAAGACAAAAGCACACUGGUGGCCGGCAGCGUGGUCAUGGCCUUCGAGGAAGUGUGUCCGGAUCGCAUUGACCUGAUCCAUAAGAACUACAGAAAGCUGUGCAACCUGCUGGUGGACGUGGAGGAGUGGGGACAGGUGGUCAUCAUCUCCAUGUUGACGCGUUAUGCCAGGACGCAGUUUACCAGUCCUUGGAAAGAGGGCGCUGAGUUCGAUGAGAACAACGACAAGACGUUCUACGACUCCGACUCCGAGGAGAAAUCGGGCCAGACGGACGCCAAGCCUUACAUCAUGGAUCCAGAUCACAGACUGCUGCUCAGAAACACCAAACCUCUACUGCAGAGCAGGAACACUGCUGUGGUGAUGUCCGUCGCUCAGCUCUACUGGCAUCUGGCCCCAAAACAUGAAGUCAGCAUCGUCACCAAGUCACUGGUUCGGCUCCUGAGGAGUCACAGAGAGGUGCAGUACAUUGUGCUUCAGAAUAUCGCCACCAUGUCCAUUCAGAGGAAGGGAAUGUUUGAGCCGUACAUGAAGAGUUUUUAUGUGAGAUCUACAGAUGCCUCUCAUAUCAAAACACUGAAGUUGGAGAUCCUGACCAACCUCGCCAAUGAAGCCAACAUCUCCACCAUCCUGAGAGAAUUCCAGACCUAUGUGAAGAGCCAGGACAAAGCGUUUGCGGCAUCCACCAUCCAGGCCAUCGGCAGGUGUGCCACCAACAUCACCGAGGUGACGGACACCUGUCUCAACGGUCUGGUGCUGCUGCUUUCCAACAGAGACGAGACCGUGGUGGCUGAGAGUGUGGUGGUGAUCAAGAAGCUGCUUCAGACGCAGCCGACCCAGCACAGCGAGAUCAUUAAACACAUGGCCAAGCUCUUCGACAACAUCACUGUUCCCAUGGCCCGAGCCAGCAUCCUGUGGCUGAUGGGAGAGUACUGCGAGAGGGUGCCAAAGAUUGCACCUGAUGUACUCCGGAAGAUGGCCAAGACUUUCACAGCAGAGGAGGACAUUGUGAAGCUGCAGAUCGUCAACCUAGCGGCUAAACUCUACCUGACCAACUCCAAGCAGACCAAGCUGCUGACCCAGUACAUCCUGAACCUCGGCAAAUACGAUCAGAACUACGACAUCAGAGACCGCACUCGCUUCAUAAGACAGCUGAUCGUGCCAAACGAGAAGAGCGGCGCCCUCAACAAGUACGCUCGGCGCAUCCUGCUGGCCUCCAAACCGGCCCCGGUGCUCGAAUCUGCCUUCAAAGAUAGAGAUCGUUUCCAACUGGGCACCCUCUCCCACAGUCUCAAUAUCAAAGCCAGUGGAUACCAGGAGCUGUCGGACUGGCCGGCUGUUGCUCCUGACCAGUCUGUGAGGAACGUGGAAGUCAUUGAACCAGUGAAGGAGUGGGCUCCGUUGGUCGGGAAGUCCAAGCAAUCCAAAUCCGCUGACAAGUUCUACUCGGACGAUGAAGACGAGAAAGAAAAGGAAGGAUCCGACAGCAGUGGCAGUGAAGACAGCAGUGAAGACAGCAGCAGCAGCAGCAGCGGGAGUGAUGAGUCGGGCAGUGACAGCGAGGAGGAGGAGGAGAGCAGCGAAGAGUCUGAGAAGAGCUCCGGUGAUUCUGGGAAGAGUUCGGGCGAAUCCGAAAAGAGCUCGAGCGGCUCCGACUUAGACCAGAAGAAGAAGAAAAAGACCAAGAAGGCUCCUGUGAAGAAAAGCAAGCCAACUGCUGCUGACAGGGAAAUGUUUUGCAAUCCAAACCCCACAGGUAAGCUCCUAGGCAUGAAUGAGACCUCGGCAACCGUCGCCACGGCAACAGCGAACGCCUCCAGCCAGGCCAUCAGUAAGCAGGUCCUGUCUAUGGCCAACGUAGGAGAGGUUUCAUCCAGCCAAAACAACUUCCACAGGUUUGCCGGGCGGACGGUGAGCAGCGGAGCUCUGGUCCUGGUGUCUCUGGAGCUGAAGGAGUCCUCCUCCGCCCUGCUGACCAUCAACACAGAGAAGAGCGUGGUGGCGUCCAUGUUGCUCCGAGACCUCAAACAAGCCCUCGCGCAGGCAUAGAGUCCCCCCCCCACCCCCCUCCCACCCCCUCUCCUCAACCCCACAAGAUGUUUAGUAAAGGUAAAGGGGGAGCAGCACUUACUUAAAGCAUUCAUAUAUGUUAUUUCUGUGGUUCAGGACAACUCAGGUACUUCUAUCCUAAAAAAAAAAAGCGAGAAACUGAAGAGCUUGAACUCCUGAGCUCACGGAGAAUGAACUGGAAACAAUGGAGGAGCACUCGUUUAGUGUUUCUUCUUUUUAUGGUCUGUCGCUUUGGAGAAGGAUUGUCCUGAAUCACAGAGAUAACUUAGUGAAAGUCUUUUGAAUAAAAAGUGAUGAUCUCCUUUUAAAAAAAAAAAAAAAACGCACAGAAGGCAGCAUAGACUUUAUAAUAGAUUUUUUUUUUUUUUUUUUAAAUGUGAAACUUCUAUUCAUCCCAUCUCAUCCCUUUUUAUAAGUCAUACUUAAAACUAGACACUAGACUAAGACACCCCCCCCCCCCCCACCAGCUGACUUUAUCAAUUUCAAUUCAUGAUUUUGACCAGUGUACUUAAUAUUUGCACGUACAUUUUGGGAGAAAGAGCAUCUUCUGUAGCUCAGCAGGUCAGUUUUUCUGUCCCUCGUCUGUGUUUAUACAAACUGAGACACUCCUCUAAGACAUUUAAAACUCUUUUUUUUCUCGACUUGUAUUUCAUCAGCGUUUCCUUCCUGUGCCAAGUGAGCCAGCGUUUGCAUUGAUGGGACUUUGUUACUUUGUUACUUCAGUGCCAAGAAAAAAAAGUAGGAUUUCUCCACACCAUUUAAACCCCAUCCAAUAUAGACACGACCAUUAAAUACGAAGCCUUAAGAAGUCUUUAAAAAGUCUAGUUUGACUUAUAGCUGGAUUGUCAUUCCAACCUUUACGCUGCCCCCCCCCCCACCCUCUUUCCCCCCAAAAUCACGUGUUAAAGUGCCUUCUACAUGAAAAUAAUGUUAUUUAGAAAAACCAAAAAUAUACAGUAGACUAAAAUCAACAAGGUCUUUUAUGUGUUGCUUUUUGCUGAAUAAUAAAUAAAAAGUGA
This is a messenger RNA of Scomber japonicus (chub mackerel), 3884 nucleotides long. It is a transcript of the gene ap3b1a, whose product is annotated as adaptor related protein complex 3 subunit beta 1a. NCBI's taxonomy places the organism in Eukaryota, Metazoa, Chordata, Actinopteri, Scombriformes, Scombridae. Gene Ontology annotation, cellular component: membrane coat; AP-3 adaptor complex. The record is from RefSeq and is a predicted model, not a curated record. Gene Ontology annotation, biological process: anterograde synaptic vesicle transport; intracellular protein transport; vesicle-mediated transport.